Molecule: messenger RNA, 936 nt
Organism: Amyelois transitella
Lineage: Eukaryota; Metazoa; Arthropoda; Insecta; Lepidoptera; Pyralidae
Exons: 1
Coding region: 1-936 (311 amino acids)
Source: RefSeq, a predicted model, not a curated record
AUGUCUAAGAUUCAGCGAACACCCCCUGGCAAUAAGGGUCUCCAGAUUUCGUCAGAGAGUGACAUAACCAACCUUGAUCCUGAAAUUCCAUUAAAUUACUUAUCUAAACGUAUGAAAAGAUCCAGAAAUGAUGACCAUAGUACUUCUGAAGAAAAUAUUCCAAGAGAUGAAUUAUUGUCUCUGUUGACCCAGUGGAAAAAGGAACAAGACAAAGUUAUUGACAAAUUGUUUUUAGACAUUGCCGAGCUGAAAAAACAAAAUGCCUGUAUUCAAUCUUCUAGUUCGGAAGUCGAAAAAUCGAUGCAAUUUUUGUCAAAACAAUAUGACGAAUUGAAGAAUAAACUCCUCGAAAUGGAGCAAGAACGUAUGGAAAAUAAAAGAUAUAUUUCUUCUUUAGAAAGUCAAAUAGACGAUAUGCAAAAAAGGUUGAAGUUCACAGUUGUUGAGGUUCGCAAUCUACCUGUCGCCCCGGCCGCUGUCCAACAAAAUAGGCAGGAGACACAACAAGAUCUUACUGAUCUUAUGCUAAAAACUUGCGGCGCACUCAACGUUGAUAUCUCAACGUCCGACAUAAAAGACAUAUAUCGAAUUAAAAAUAAGAUUGGGUCUUCGGUGGUUGUAACCGAACUGAAUUCAGUUAUUACUAAGAAUAAAAUUUUGAACGGAGUGAAGGACUACAACAAAAUAAAUCCUCAUAACAAGCUUUCCUCGUCUAGUGUGGGGUUGGCGGGUUCUUGUGUCCCGAUAUACGUAACUGAAAGCCUGACCAACAAAGACCGAAAGUUGUUUGGACAGGCGCGUGAUACAGCGAAGACACUGGGAUACCGUUUCUGUUGGACAAGCAGGGGCCGCAUUUACAUGCGGCUAGCGGAUGGCAGUCCACGGCUUCAGAUUAAAACUGAGGCAGACUUGAGAGGAUUGAAAAAUAACGCGUGA